AUGGAUAUACCACAACCGAUCCUGAAAGUCGUCGCCGUGGCCCUCUCAGUCGGCAUACUCGUUGAGCUCGCCGUCCUAGCAAAGAUCGUUGGCUGGUCUCACGAAGAGCAACUGGAUUGGGACCCGGACACCGGCCGCUUCAACCCCCUCAACAACGACGAGGACACAGCCGAGAAACAUCAGCCACAACGAGACACCCGGAUGCCCCCGGUAGACCACACGCUCUGA
Colletotrichum spaethianum is the source of this 228-nucleotide messenger RNA. RefSeq lists its product as uncharacterized. The record is from RefSeq and is a predicted model, not a curated record. The transcript has a single exon. Bases 1 to 228 code for a protein of 75 amino acids. NCBI's taxonomy places the organism in Eukaryota, Fungi, Ascomycota, Sordariomycetes, Glomerellales, Glomerellaceae.